AAGGGAUGGCCCUUCACCUUACGCAUACCAAAAACGAGUAUAACUAGUCACUGAUGGUUUAAAUAAAAUUGUUCGAGCACAAUAAAUCUGUCCUAUCGACUCAUAAUUACAGCGAAUGUCAAUUACUUCAAAAUUAGAAUUCAAAUAUAACAAGGAGGGGAAAUAUUGUGGAUAUAAAUAAGAGUUGUUCGUUUGAUCAUCUAGUCACGAAUAAUAAACAUGGAGCCUAUUGCACAUCUUGUAAAAGUAUCUGUGCCAAACUAUUUAUCUAAUUUACCAAUUCCUGAUUCGAUUGGAGGGUGGUUUCAGUUAGGAGUAAAAGAUUGGUUUUCAUUAAUUCCACCGACUGCUGUACUUGUAGGAAUUGGGUAUAUGUCCUACCUAUCUUUCUGUCCAAAAGCUAGAAAAGGAAAUUGUAAACGAGUUAAUUCCAAAAUAAAAUUAUUAAAUAAUAAAGUUGUUGAUGUAUUAGACAUUGAAAAUAUAACUGAAAAUGUUGCUUUUUGCCGUUGCUGGAAAACCAAAAAUUGGCCCUACUGUGAUGGUUCUCAUGCAGGUCAUAACUCUAAAUGUAAUGAUAAUUUAGGUCCUCUUGUUAUUAAUAAGAAAAACUAAAAAUAAAGUAAUUUUUCAUAAUAACCAUUGAUGUAAGCAGAGUCAUGUACAUGUUACCUAUUUUUCAUAGUCUAUUGGGAGGUACAUUUGAUGUAAAUUGGUAUAUAAGGAAUUCUAAAAAAUUGUCAUUAAACAAUCUUCUA
This is a messenger RNA of Ceratosolen solmsi marchali, 758 nucleotides long. It is a transcript of the gene Cisd2, whose product is annotated as CDGSH iron sulfur domain 2. The record is from RefSeq and is a predicted model, not a curated record. Gene Ontology annotation, biological process: regulation of autophagy. Gene Ontology annotation, cellular component: intracellular membrane-bounded organelle; mitochondrial outer membrane. The coding region runs from base 220 to 615 and encodes 131 amino acids. Gene Ontology annotation, molecular function: 2 iron, 2 sulfur cluster binding. The transcript has 5 exons. NCBI's taxonomy places the organism in Eukaryota, Metazoa, Arthropoda, Insecta, Hymenoptera, Agaonidae.